This is a messenger RNA of Leptinotarsa decemlineata (Colorado potato beetle), 1161 nucleotides long. It is a transcript of the gene fw, whose product is annotated as CUB and Sushi multiple domains furrowed. The record is from RefSeq and is a predicted model, not a curated record. Lineage: Eukaryota; Metazoa; Arthropoda; Insecta; Coleoptera; Chrysomelidae.
CCGUUGUGUGCGACUUUUGACUUUCAUUCUUGUGUGAAGUUUACAGCUGUGCUGGUGUUACUCGCAGCUCUAUCAUUAAAAUCGCCAGAUUGCCAUGGCAGCAGGUGAAAAUUGAACCGCGGUCGGCCUUUUGAAUUGUUAAAUGUGUUCGUCGAAAAGUGAAAAUGACGAAAAUGUGUUCAGUGAAAUUCGCCCUUCACAGGUAUAGUUUUAGUGUUUCAGUGCUAGUUUUUUUUGGACUUGUCCACCGGAACGUUUGUCAAGAUAUAAAAUGUGGACAUCCGACAGUACUUCUAAACAGCAGAGUAACGUUAAGUUCCCCAAGUUUAGCACCAGGCACCGUGGCGACAUAUCAGUGCGACGAAGGAUACGAAACAUUCGGUAACACAAAUACUACCUGCUCCCCUUCCGGACAGUGGAUUGGUGAACUUCCAUUUUGUGGUAUUAAUGUCGCCUACCGAAGACCUGCCAACCAGUCCACCACCGUGAAAGGAGGAUCAGCCGUGAAUGCCAACGAUGGCGACAAAAGCACCGAACACGACGGGAAGAGGUGUUCGGAAACAUACAAAGAAACUAGUCCAUGGUGGCAAGUCGACUUGCUGAGGCCGUAUCCUAUCAAGACGAUAAGAAUCACCACUAGAGGCUGUUGUGGGCAUCAGCCUUUGCAGGAUUUGGAAAUUAGGGUGGGCAACAGCAGCACUGAUCUGCAGAAGAACCCGCUGUGUGCCUGGUUUCCUGGAACAAUAGAUGAAGGAGUUUCCAAAACAUUCACCUGUGCCCGAGUUUUGACUGGACAACACGUAUUCUUACAACUGGUCGGAGUGGAAGGUUCAUUGUCAUUAUGCGAAGUUGAAGUUUUUUCAUCAGACGAGUUUGCUGUGGAUCGAUGCAUUCCAAAAACCUCUCCAGACGGAACAGAAAUCGCCACCUUCGCCCAAACGUGCUACAAAUUCGGCGUUGACAAAGGGGGAUCCUUCGCCGAUGCCAGGACAUACUGCAAAAAGCAUUACGGGGACAUGAUGCACUCGAUGACACCGGCGCAAAACUCUUUUCUUCACGCGGAACUGGACAGAAGGAAAUCGAAGUUGCAGACGCAGUUGGUUUGGAUUGGAGCUCAGAAGGAGCCCGGAGUGAUUUCGAGGACUUGGAAGUGGGUUAACG